Molecule: messenger RNA, 4575 nt
Organism: Plasmodium gaboni
Lineage: Eukaryota; Apicomplexa; Aconoidasida; Haemosporida; Plasmodiidae
Product: eukaryotic initiation factor 2alpha kinase 1
Exons: 2
Coding region: 1-4575 (1524 amino acids)
Biological process (GO): protein phosphorylation
Molecular function (GO): ATP binding; protein kinase activity
Source: RefSeq, a predicted model, not a curated record
AUGACAAGUGAAGACAAGACAGCACUAAGUGCUGAAAAUAUAUUGAAUGAUAUAUAUAUCGUUACCAUAAACAAAAAUAUUGAGAUCGAUAUUAUUCAAGAAGGGUUACUUCGAAAAGUUAUGGAUGAAGAAGAAUCGAAUAGCAUAUUAUUUUUAGAGGAUAGCAGUUUUUCAAAAAAUGAUAUAGCCAUACUUAAUGUACAUAUAAAAGUGGAAGAUGGAAAGAAUAAAUGUAACUAUUAUGAACUUAAAUAUGUAGAUAUUAAUGUUACCAUAGAUUUUUGUCAGAAGGUAUGUAAAUAUAGUAUUGAAAAUUCUAAUAUACAUAAAUGUUAUUAUUUUAAAAUGAUGAAUAAAAUAAAUUAUAUUACUGAACAAAAAAAAAUGAAUUUUAAAGAUAGUAUUUUAUAUUUGUAUAACACAAUAAAUGAUAAAAACUUUUUUAAAUGCCCAUGUUCAUUAAAUGAUAAUAAAAACGUACAAUUAAACAAUAUACUGAAUGAUCAACAACAAAAAAAAAAAAAAAAAAAUUUAUAUGAUAAAAAUAUUCUUGUCACGAAUAAUUUAACAAAUAUAAUGUUGAAUGAAGUUCAACAACAAAAGAUCAAGAAACAGACUUUUUUUGAUAAUAAAAAUGAUUUAAAUGAUAGUGAUGAUGAAUUUAAUAGUGCUCAUUCUUCACUUAUAAAAAUUAAUAAAUUACUUAAUGUAAAGGAAAAUAAUAUAUAUCAGAACAUCAAAGAAGAUGUAUGCGAAAAGUACUUUCAUCAAAAUGAAGAUAACAAAAGACAAAAGGAUAACAUGGAAAAUAAUAUUAUUGUAAAAGAUAAAAAAGAUAUACUGAAUAAUAUAAUAAAUGAACAAACGAAUGAAGACUAUAUAAAUAACAUAGAAAUAUUAAAUAAACAUAUUAACAAUAAUGAGAAUAAUAUUUUUGAGGAUGAUAUGUCAUUAUAUUCUUUAGAUGAAAAAACAAGCGAACAAAUUGAUAAUAAACAUCAUUUCGUAAAUAUAGACAAACGACAAGAUGAUAUAUCAAAUUUUAUUCAAAUGGAAGAAAAUAUUAAUAAUAAUAUUAAUGAUAAUAUAAAUAAGAUGGUGAGAAAAAAAAAAUAUGUCAAAGAAAAUAGAGUAAUAGAAGAUGAAAAAUAUAUACAAGAUGAUAAUAAAAAAAAAAAACGGUUCUAUAAAAAUGUAAAUGAUAAUAUUCCUUUAACUGUGCAGUUAUCAAAUAAAGGUAAUGAAAUAUGUAAAGAAAUUAUCGAAAUGAAUUCAAGAUAUUAUCGAGAUUUUUAUGAGGAGAAAAUAUUAGGAUGUGGUGGUUUUGGAUAUGUAAUGAAAGUAAAAAAUAAAAGAUUUAAUAUAACCUAUGCAUUAAAAAUUAUAAGAUUAAGCAAUAAUAAAAAUACACCACAAACAAAUAAUAAACAUAUAAAUGAAAAGGAUAAUAAUAGUUAUAUUAUGGAAGAAGCCAUAAUGAUUGCAAAGUUGCAACAUGAAAAUAUUGUAAGAUAUUAUGAUGCUUGGGUUGAAGAAAAUGUAGAUUUUUUCUUACAUAAAGAAUUACAAAAUGAUUUCAAAAAUAUUAAAAUAAAAGUAAAAAGUGAAAAAAUAAAAAGUGAAAAAAUAAAAAGGGAAGAAAUAAAAAAUGAUGAAAUAAAAAAUGAAAAAAUAAAAAAUGAUGAAAUAAAAAAUGAAAAAACAAAAGAUUCUUAUAUAGAAGAAAUCAAAUAUUUUUGGAAUCAUUAUAAAAAGAGUAAAGAUUCAAGUAUAAAUGAUAAAUAUUUAUAUAUAUUGAUGGAAUAUUGUCCAGGUAAAACUCUAAGAGAAGCUAUUGAUUGUGGGUUUAUAUAUAGAAAUGAAAAAUUAAUAUGGGAAUUAAUAAAACAAAUAUUAAAAGGUAUAUCAUAUAUUCAUGAUAUGAAAAUUAUGCAUAGAGAUAUUAAACCUUCAAAUAUAUUUUUACAAAUAACUGAUAAUAUUUUAAUUGCGAAAAUAGGAGAUUUUGGUUUGACCACAAGAAUUGGUGAUACACAAAUUAAUCCAUCAGCUGGAACAAUACAUUAUAUUUCACCUGAACAAUUAAAUGGAGAACCAUUUAAUGAAAAGGCAGAUAUAUUUUCCUUAGGUGUUGUUUUUUUUGAAAUGUUUCAUGAACCAUUUUCUACAUCAAUGGAAAGAUCUAUUACUUUAUCAAAUUUGUUAAAAGGUAUAUAUCCAGAAUAUAUGAAAGCUGAUAAUAAAAAAUUUCACUUUUUAUCAAGUUUGUUAGCUAUUAACCCACAAGAAAGAUGUUGUGCUUAUAAUUUAUUACACGAAAGUGUACUUUUUACCUUUGAAAAAGAUUUUACAGAUAUUUAUAACCUAAUAGAUAAUAAAAGAAAUUGUGAAGAAGUUCAUACUAUAAUAAGUACACUAUUUGAUAAAUUCGAAUAUUUAAAUUCUGAUAAAAUUUUAAAAAAAGAAGACUUUUCAACUUUUCAAAAUGCUAAAAUUUUUACAGAUGAUUUAGAAAUGAGAAAGAAACAAAAAAUUAUAAAAAAGAAAAUUUUAAUAUCUUUAAAAAAAAGAGGUGCUAUAUUUAUACUUACACCUAUUAUCUUGUUACAUAAAUAUUAUAUUCAUUUGGAAAAUACAUAUAUUGAAGAUUAUAAUAUUUAUUAUAAUAUAAAUAAAAAAAAAGAAAAUAAAAUUACUAAUAUAUAUAUCAAUACUAAUAAAAAUAAAAAUAUGGAUAAUUUAAUAUAUAUGUUAGAUAUAUAUGGAAAUUCCAUAACUUUGAGAAAUUCCUUUUUCUUAUCAUUUGCAGAAUAUAUAUAUGACAGUAUCGAUUCUUAUAAUAAAUAUAAUGAGGAUAAUUUAUUUUAUAAAUUUUAUACUUAUGGAUAUACAUAUAAAAAUCAAAUAUUAAAAAGUAAUAAACACUUAAAAAAGGAUACCAUUAAUAAUAAUAUUAAUACAACAACAAAUAUUACUACUAAUAAUACUAUUACUGCAUCAAAUAAUAUUAAUAAUAAUAAUAUGUCUAAUAGUAUGUAUAAUAAUGUGGGUAAUUUUAUGAGUAAUAAUAUGAACAAUCAUAUGAUUAAUAAUAAUCCUUUUUAUUUUUAUAAUAUUUAUCCAGAUGAAAAUGAGAAAAUGUUCUAUUGCAUUUUAUCAAGUUCAAAAAAUGUUUUUGGUAAUGAAGAAUUAAACUAUCUAUCCAUAUUUGCGAAUGCAGAUAUUAUGGUAUCUAUAUAUACAUUAUAUAAUCAUAUAAAUUAUUUUAAUAAUAAAUUGUUAUUUGUAUGGUCAUAUAUUGAUUUGUUAGAAGUAAUAUUAAAAGAAUGCUUAGAUAUACCAAGUGAUAUAUCAUACCAUUUAAGUAUUGAUUUAAAAAAAAAUUCUACAUUAUUAGUCAACAAAUCUUUUGUAAUGUCUUUAUUACAAAAAUAUAAAAUAAAGGAUAUGAAUAAAAUAUCUGAUCAUAUAUUGAAUUUAUUUUAUAUAAAAUGUGAAAGCAAUAAGGUAGAUGAUUAUUUAAACAAUAUAUAUAAUUUCGUUGAUGAUUUGUUAAAUAAAAAAUUUUCUCUUCAAUAUAAAAAAAGUACUUUUAUAACUCAUAAGGAAGUACCAUACGUAAGAAGUAGAAGUAAUAAUAUUUCAACAAGUACAUCAAAAAUAAUAAAAAAUGAUAUUCAAAAAAAUAUACGUACAAAAGAAAAAGAUAAUCAAAAUGAUAAUGAAAAAAAGAAAAUGCAUGUAUAUUCUAUUUUAGACAGAAUAAAAAAAAUUAAUAAUUUUAUAUGUACCAAUACAAUUAUAAACAAUACAUGUUUUGAUUUAUUUUUAAAUUAUGAAGAAAACAUAUUUUGUAAUGAAGUAAUUUUUUAUGUUAUAUGUGAAAGUAAAAAUAAGGAAAUAAUAGCAUAUGGAGGUAGGUUUGAUGAAAUUAUAAGAAAUAUGGCAAAUGAAAUAAAAUACAAAAAUCACGAUAAUUAUAAAAAUGAUUAUAAUUAUGUUAAAGGUAUAUAUAAUAAUAAUAUAAUUAAUAUUAAAGCAUAUGGUGUAGAAAUUUAUUUAGAUAAAAUUUAUUCAAAAGUAAUCGAAUCUAAUGAAAAAAUAUCUAUUCAUUUACAAUAUAAUCCUUCUACAGAUAAAUCACAACUUUUCAAAAACUUUGUUACAUCUUGUCAACAAAAUGAUUUUGCAUGUACAAGUCAUAUAAUUCAACAACCAUUAUUAAAUGAUGAUUAUUUAAAUUAUUCGUCUACAAAAGUUUUAAUACAAGUAUAUGAAAUAUCAAAUCUAUUAAUAGCAUAUGAUUUAUCAAAAAAGUUAUUAACCAAAAAUAUAUCUUCUUAUACACACUUGUCAAUUAAUAAUGCUAAUAUUAAAAAAAAAAUCAAAAAUUUUAAACCUCACAAAAUUCAAUUUUUUAUUACCAUAAAAUCGAAUAAUACAGAUAAUUCGUUUGACCUACUCCAACCAAUCAACUAUGAUAAUGUAGUUUACAAAAUUGUUAAUUAUGAUGAUCAGGAUUGUAAUUUUAUGAACCAACAAGAGUUAAUAAACUACUUAAUUAAAUUUUUCUAA